GGACAUUAUCUCCUGUUCUGAUAGCUGUCCACGUGGCUGACCGUCAGUUAGUAUUUGUAGCACUUACAAGGAAAACACCAAAAAUAUCUUUAAACACGAAGCGAAUAAAUGUGCAGAGCAUUUUUGCAUGCUCCCUCCGAACACUAUUCAUCUGUGGUGUUUGCGUUCGUAGUUCUGUCCAGGGAAAACGCCUAUUUUGUGGCAAAAUAAAAUAACCCAAAAUUUGAUAUUUUUAGUUUCCCUUUGUGACUUCAUUGUCUGAAGAAAGAUAAAACGUUUGUAACACUUUUUUUUCAACCUAAGACAUUACCUCCCUGUAAAUUCAAAACAUAUUUGUUGGUACAAUUUUAUUUUUCUGGCAAUUUUUAAACAUUUCUCUCAAAUUAAAAAUAAUGUCCAUUGGUAUAAGAAUGCGUUUUAAAGGAAAUCAGCCCUUAUUUAUUUUAAAACAAGUUCAGUAGCAGCGCUACAAAAGCAAACCGUCCAAAAACAGACCUGACUGCAGCACGUCAUGUCGCAUAUUGUUGCGUCCUUAUCAGAAUUUGGCACAUAAACCUGGUUUUCCAGGUCUGGCAGUUCUGGGUUUCAAAAACAGCACCGCACCUUCCUGCCCUUCGGUGCAUCUUAGUUCUGCUAGUACCCUGCGCUUUGUGCAAAUCAACUCCACCCCAAAAGCAUUCGAGAGUCGGAGAUUUACAAACUUUGAUAUCAGCAAACGUGAUAAGCUAUUAACACACAAGCAGUGUUAAGACAACUUCUUUUCCGCAGUCGUUCCGGUCGUUUCCUCGCUGACCGACUGGCUGUGCAGCGCCGUGUCACGCACCGGGGGUGCGCCUCGCCUCGCGCUCCCUCGCUGUACCACGGGCGGCGGUGACGUCACGGGGAAGAGUCGCGGCGAGGGGAACGAGCUCGCGCAGGAUAGCUGCCUGGGCCCACAGUCACAACCGCGCCGAAAGCUGACGGGAAAACCGGAUUUACGUCCCCGUCGCGUUAAACCGACGUCUCGAGACCGGACUAAUCUUUGAGCGCGCGCGCUGGGCGACUCGAAACCCGGUCUUCUCACGAGUUACUCCCGAGGGGUAGAUGCCCAGAGGUCACUGACGGGGUCCUGUUGGCCAAGCAGGCGGUCUUCUUUCAACCUUAAAAACACCUCCUGCCACCCUGACUCCCCCCGUCGAGCAGUGCACAGGAGAGAGAGAGAGAGGGAGAGAGAGAGACUCAAUGAAAGAUGACGGAGGAGGUGAUUGUUAUAGCCAAGUGGGACUACGACGCUCAGCAGGACCAGGAACUGGACAUCCGGAAGAACGAGCGCCUGUGGCUCCUGGACGACUCCAAGACCUGGUGGAGGGUGCGCAAUGCCUCCAACCGCACGGGCUACGUCCCCUCCAACUACGUCGAGCGCAAGAACAGCCUGAAGAAAGCCUCACUGGUGAAGAACCUGAAGGAUACAUUAGGACUCGGGAGAACGAAAAGGAAGCCGAGCGUGCGCGACGCCUCCCCCACGCCGAGCAUGGAAGCCGAGUAUCCAUCCAACGGGAGCGCGGGAAUGAGUGGCGUGGGCGGAGCCGAGCGGAUCUACGACCUGAACGUCCCUGCGCUGGUGAAAUUCUCUUACGCGGCCGAGCGGGAGGAUGAGCUCAGCCUCGCCAAGGGCGACCGCGUGGUCGUCAUGGAGAAAUGCAGCGACGGCUGGUGGAGGGGCAGUCACGCUGGGCGCGUCGGCUGGUUCCCCUCCAAUUACGUGCGCGAGGAGACCGGCUACGAGGACGGGGGCUACGGCGAGCCGCCGGGCGGACUCCGCCCACUUGGGGCGGGGCCGGCGGCGAACGGGCGGGCGGCGGGCGGGGUGAUCCACACGGUCCAGACUCUGUAUCCCUUCAGCUCCGUCACCGACGAGGAGCUGAACUUCGAGAAGGGCGAGACCAUGGAGGUGCUGGAGAAGCCCGAGAACGACCCCGAGUGGUGGAGGUGUCGGAACAGCCGGGGCGUCGUGGGCCUGGUGCCCAAGAACUACGUGGCGGUGCUUAGCGACGGGUCAGUCGGCAGAGGCCCCACCUCCGGCCCCGGGACGCCACGCACCGGCCACCUCGAGCCCUCGCGGACCGGCAAGUUUGCCGGGAAGGAUUGGUACUACGGCGGUGUGACACGGCACCAAGCGGAGUGCGCACUUAAUGAGCAAGGGACAGAGGGCGACUUCCUGAUACGAGACAGUGAGUCAUCGCCCAGUGACUUCUCCGUGUCUCUGAAGGCCGUGGGGAAGAACAAGCAUUUCAAGGUCCAACUGCAGGACGGCGUCUACUGUAUCGGCCAGCGGCGCUUUGGCAGCAUGGAGGAGCUGGUGGAGCACUACAAGAAGGCUCCCAUCUUCACCAGCGAGCAGGGCGACAAACUCUACCUGGUCAAGCCCCUGGCUUGAGCUCCCUGGCUCCCCCUGCUGGACUCUCUGCCUCUUCCUGCUGCGCUCUCUGUCCUUUCCUGAUCUCUGUGUCCGCCCUCUGCUCCCACGCUAUCACCUUCUUGGACGUCUCCCAAGCCUCGGGGCUUCAGACGGGAUCCCCUACUGAGCAAAGAGGAUUUUCUGUAGUUUUUUUUUAUGUCUGUCACGCCCCACCCACCCACCACCACCAUCCUAGCCAGGCUGUCAGGUAGCAACCUGAUGUUCUUUUAAGCUGAAAUGUCCAUAUGGCUGUUGGCUAUCUUUUUAUAUAUAUAAAAACAAGUGAAUUCCAGCCUCCGUGGAGGUCCCAGUAACACACACGGUCUGCUGCCACCUUCACUAAGUGAACACCAUUACUGUGCUCUUUGUCUCUGAUUGGCAGCCCCUCUGCCAAUCGGACUCGGACUCUGAUCAGGUAGCGUUAGUCCGAGGCUGCGUCCCCUCUCACUGCAACUCGGACUGUGCGUCCCCCUCAGAGAGCCAGUGUU
Molecule: messenger RNA, 2925 nt
Organism: Electrophorus electricus (electric eel)
Lineage: Eukaryota; Metazoa; Chordata; Actinopteri; Gymnotiformes; Gymnotidae
Gene: nck2a
Product: NCK adaptor protein 2a
Biological process (GO): ephrin receptor signaling pathway; positive regulation of endoplasmic reticulum stress-induced intrinsic apoptotic signaling pathway; cell migration
Cellular component (GO): cytoplasm
Molecular function (GO): receptor tyrosine kinase binding; signaling adaptor activity
Source: RefSeq, a predicted model, not a curated record